GAGCCCUCCGGCUCCUGACGGAUUCUUGGGGUUUACCUGUGCUCCAUCGCGGCUGCCGGUCCUCGGCUGCAGCAGCCCCGACCCGGGGAAGCGGGGCACCGUGGAGCGGCCGCAGGACCAGCGUUCUUGUUGUCUUCUUGUUGGCAGAUUCUCAUCCCUGGGACUCAGGCGAAUGUACUUUGCUCCGAGGGAACCGCACCAGAGCUGGAGGUGGGAGUGCACCCUCUUUUCUAAGGCUGGCGUUUCAUCCAUUUUUUUCUUGCUAAAGUCUGGUGUGCACUGGAAGCUGCUAACACCUGUGGGGGAGCAGACGAGGCGAUGCACCGUUCCGAGGACUCUUGACAAAACUGCUUCCUCUUAAAAUAGAAUCCUGUGAGGCUGAGACCAGAGGAUCACUUGAGUCCAGGGGUGCUGGGUCAGCCUGGGCAACAUUGCAACACCAUCUUCAAAAAAAGAGUAGGAGCCAGUGGGACACACUGAUGGCUGAGGAUUUAGGUUAGCAACUUAUAAGGAGACAGUGACAUAUCCAGUGGUGAAACUGGGAAAGACCAGAGCUUUUGUAUUAGGGAAACAUGUCCCGUCGGAAACAGACAAAUCCAAAUAAAGUUCACUGGGAUCAAGUAUUUGCUGGGCUAGAAGAACAAGCCCGCCAGGUGAUGAUGAAAACUGAUUUUCCUGGAGACCUUGGCAGUCAGCGACAAGCUAUCCAACAACUUAGAGAUCAGGACUCCAGUAGCAGUGACAGUGAAGGUGAUGAAGAGGAGACCACACAAGAUGAAGUGUCUUCCCACACAUCAGAGGAAGAUGGUGGGGUGGUCAAAGUGGAAAAAGAGUUAGAAAAUGCAGAACAGCCUGUUGGUGGUGGGAAUGAAAUAGUAGAGCACGAGGUCACAGAGAACUCAAAUUCUGACCCCUUGCUUGAACUCUGCCAGUGUCCCCUCUGCCAGCUAGACUGUGGGAGUCGGGAGCAGCUGAUUGCUCACGUGUACCAGCAUACUGCAGCAGUGGUGAGCGCCAAGAGCUACAUGUGUCCUGUUUGUGGUCGGGCCCUUAGUUCCCCAGGGUCCUUGGGUCGCCACCUUCUAAUCCACUCGGAGGACCAGCGGUCUAACUGUGCUGUAUGUGGAGCCCGUUUUACCAGCCAUGCUACUUUUAACAGUGAGAAACUUCCUGAAGUACUUAAUAUGGAAUCCCUACCCCCAGCUCACAGUGAGGGCCCCUCCAGUGCUGAGGGGAAGGACAUUGCCUUUAGCCCUCCCGUGUACCCUGCUGGAAUUCUGCUUGUGUGCAACAACUGUGCUGCCUACCGCAAGCUACUGGAAACCCAGACCCCCAGUGUACGCAAGUGGGCCCUCCGUCGACAAAAUGAACCUUUGGAAGUAAGACUACAACGACUUGAAAGGGAGCGCACAGCCAAGAAGAGUCGGCGGGACAACGAGACCCCAGAGGAGCGGGAGGUGAGGCGCAUGAGGGACCGGGAAGCCAAGCGCUUGCAACGCAUGCAGGAGACAGAUGAGCAGCGAGCUCGCAGGCUGCAGCGAGAUCGGGAAGCCAUGAGGCUGAAGCGGGCCAAUGAAACCCCAGAGAAACGGCAGGCCCGGCUCAUCCGAGAGCGAGAGGCUAAGAGGCUUAAGAGGAGGCUGGAGAAAAUGGACAUGAUGUUGCGAGCUCAGUUUGGCCAGGACCCUUCUGCCAUGGCAGCCUUAGCAGCUGAAAUGAACUUCUUCCAGCUGCCUGUGAGUGGGGUAGAGUUGGACAGUCAACUUCUGGGCAAGAUGGCCUUUGAAGAACAGAACAGCAGCUCUCUGCACUGAACCACACCCUCCUGUGCCUGCCCUCACAUUCACCCAAGUCCACAGGGAUCAGCGCUGCAGCUACCCACAGGGCCACAGUCCUUGCUGUCACAGGCAGGCCUGGGUUGGCUGCAGGGAAACUUGUGCACCCCUUGCAUGUGGGAACAGGAUGAUGGGGUCAGGAGGGACUCAGCUCAAGGCAGCUCUGGACAAGGGAGCAGGUACUCCAGAAACCUGGACUCCUCAGGCCACUGUGGCAGGUCAGGCUUAUGGGACUGUAGAGCUCCAGUGCAGUCCAUGAAGCUGUGAGGGAAAAUAAAGUAAUUUUAUCUUACUGGC
Molecule: messenger RNA, 2132 nt
Organism: Nannospalax galili (Upper Galilee mountains blind mole rat)
Lineage: Eukaryota; Metazoa; Chordata; Mammalia; Rodentia; Spalacidae
Gene: Znf821
Product: zinc finger protein 821
Exons: 8
Coding region: 573-1814 (413 amino acids)
Source: RefSeq, a predicted model, not a curated record